This is a messenger RNA of Labrus bergylta (ballan wrasse), 4229 nucleotides long. RefSeq names its product MALT paracaspase 3 (gene malt3). Gene Ontology annotation, molecular function: cysteine-type endopeptidase activity. Gene Ontology annotation, biological process: proteolysis. Lineage: Eukaryota; Metazoa; Chordata; Actinopteri; Labriformes; Labridae. The record is from RefSeq and is a predicted model, not a curated record.
GUUAGGUCAAUAUCACAAAAGUAUUAAGAUUGUAAGCGGGGGGGAAAUAGCUCAUUGUGCCUGAGAGCCGGCAGCUACUCAACACGUACAAGGCUGAAGACAGUCUGACAGAAGAAGAAUAAGAUGCACUGAUAAUUGGAUCCCUCCCAAAUCCCUGUCGAAUGAUGAUCAGAGAAAUCGUGAUUGUGCUGCAUCCUGUUUCUGUGUGUGUGCCUGUGAACCACAAGGUGACUCUGAGAGUCUGUGCUGAGGGCACAGGUAUCCUCAGCUACCAGUGGUUCACUGAAGACAAUAAGGAGGUUCCCGGUGGCAUUAAAGCAGACCUGACCAUCACAGCUAAACAAACUCAACUCUUUGUGUGCCGAGUUAGUGACCACCUCUUCAACUAUGUGUUCAGCGACUGGGUGAAAGUGAAGGUGUUGGACAUUGAUAAAUCAGUUUCUUUUCAAACAUCAGGUUUGCCAGUAGACUGGACGGGCGAGCCACACAUUGCCAUCAACCCUAAACCCCGGACAGUCAGGAAGGGGACGAAAGUCACUCUCCGCUGUUUAGCCUUUGGCAUCCCAGCUCCUUACUAUCACUGGUACAGAAAUGGACAGCCACUCCUGGACAAAACCAGUGACACACUGCAGAUUGAACAUGCAACAGCCGAACAUGAGGGAUCAUACCUGUGCUCAGUAUCUAACGUCUUAGCAGAGAGAUGGACUGAACCGGUCCAGGUUGAACUUGAGCAAAUGCAGCAGCUUCCUCCUCCUGCACCCACAGCCUCUGAUAAAGUUGCCCUACUUAUUGGCAACCUGAAUUACUCCAACCACCCUGGCUUGAUGGCCCCCAUCAUGGAUGUACACAAGCUGUCCAACCUCCUGCAGCAGCUUGGCUUCAGAGUGGUUUCACUGCUGGAUCUCACCAAGGAGGAGAUGCUUGCUGCUAUUGACAAGUUCAUUCAGCUCCUUGAUAGAGGAGUUUAUGGACUUUUCUACUAUGCCGGUCAUGGGUAUGAGCGGGCUGGGAGAAAUUACCUGGUAGCUGUUGACGCUCCACAACCAUACAACCCUAAAAACUGCGUCUGUGUGCAGAGGGUCAUGCACAGCAUGCAGCAAAGACAGACUGCGCUGAACAUUAUACUACUGGAUACCUGUAGAAAAUGGUACAACCAGGAUUGCAUGCCCUCAGCCAUCAUGCCCUUGGCACCAAGUGGGAACACUGUUUAUGGUUAUGCCACGUGUGAAGACGCUGAGGCUUUUGAGGUACAGGACGGGGGGAAAAGUACUGGAAUCUUCACCAAGUACUUGAAUGCGCACAUCCUGCAGUCUGUGAAAGUCACACAUGUCUUGGAGAGGGUUUCUGAGGAUCUCGGAAGAGACCCUCUUGUCAUAGGCAAGCAGGUGGUGGAGAUAAAACACACCCUGACGGAACCCAGAUCCCUUGCAGACCCAGUUCGCACCACCGGCUACACAAGAGAACUCCACCUGCGAGAUGCCUGUUGGAGACAAGCAAAUGAGCUACCACGGAAGAAGCGGCUGAUGUUCCUUUGCGGGGUAGAAGUGGAAGUGAGCUUCUCGGCUUUGUUCUCAAAUGUCUUGGUGGUUUUUGCCAUUGUGAAGACUACAGGCCCCAGAACCCAGGACUGCACCAUCACUCUGAGCAGCACGCCUACAAUGGAAGACUUGUUAUCCGGCCCUUGCAGGUCAGAGGAGAUGGACUCCCUUCUAUUUAUGACAUCUGAAAAGCCAGACUGCUCUUUGCGACUUUGUGCCCUUCAAAAACUGAAGGAAUCACUGGUCAUCAAAGUGGAGCUACACUAUACACACAUUGACAAUCAGCUGCGCAAGACAGAAAGUCUAAAAGUGGAAAUAGGAAAGCCUUUGGUGGCAUCGUGCAAUCUUCACAGGAGGAAUCAUGCAACAACAAGCAAGAAAAAAGAAGGGGCUUCUGUUCAAAGUAUGGGCAACAUUUCAAAUGGAAGACAGCUGCACCAGACUCUGGCUGGACCAUGCCGCCCUUGCACAAGAAAGGCAGAGUGUGCUCCUAAAGUUGCAGGUACAACAAGCAACGAACCUGAAGAAAACGAUGAAAAUGAACUGCAAGACUAUACUCUUGCCUAUAGACUUGCCUGGCCCCAUUAUUGUAAAUACUAUAUUGAAAGAACUGAAUGUUUUUUUUACUUGUAUGAUAAGGAACCACACAGAUGGAGAUCUUGUUUUUGUGAUGGUUGAUAACGAAUGAGUGAAUGACUGAGGUUUGGCUUGGUGUUGCCGACCCUCCUUAUAUUUUUGGCACAACACAAGACAUAGCCUAAUAACACUUAAUUUUGCUAACCACUAAAUAAAUCAUGCAUUUUUUUAACUUAUUAUAAAUAUCACUUUAUAAUCAAUGGCAAGCUGGCUAGCCUAAUUUUGAGAAUAAACUUAAGCUACUGUUGAUAAUUUAUGAAAUAAAUCUCUUGUCCAGGACGAGAUUCAGGUGAAAAAUAAAUAAAUUACCUUUAUCAAUCGUUUGAAACCGGUUCUAUCUAUUCUAGUCUUAUAUAGGCUAUCCACCAAAAUGUAUUGUUGCAAUUUUUGCAAUAGUACCUAACGUAGGUUUUAGUUUUGAUACAUAGGUAUUUUAUGUAAAUGAACAAUAACACUUCUUAUCCCUGAGACCGUAAACGCUUGAUACCUGUAACCAGAAAUAAUCAGAAUCCUAACUUCGUUUCGGUGAGUGACGUCAGACCUCUGAGACCAAAACAUCAGUAAUGUGCUUUUGUGUGGUUUCGGUUUAACAGUAAAUGAACAGAAAAAGAAUACAAUAAAAUAUGCAAUAAUGUUUUUACGACGAAUACCGUAAAAUUACACAAGCCUACUAAAUGUAUUGCAUUUUCUUCGUUUUGGUCGCUGCAGUGUAAAAUAAUUGCUUUUUUAUUUUGCCUUUUAGAAAAUGCAAUUUCUUCUACCUUGACUUUCUUCCCAUAUGGUACUCUGAUUAUGAAUCGAAAGUCUUGCCUUGUAUAACCGGCCCCUGUUAGCUCGCCGUGAUCGUAUAGUGGUUAGUACUCUGCGUUGUGGCCGCAGCAACCCCGGUUCGAAUCCGGGUCACGGCAGGGCGAUGUCAACACAUCGGGGAUUCUUCUAUUUUUAUUAUGUUACUCUCUGUUACAAGAAUUAUAGUAUUUGAGCUCAACGCAAACACGUUAAUUGUCAUUUUCUUAAGCAGACCGUUAUUUCAUUUUUGACUGCAUUAGUCCUUAAUUGUUCCCUAAUUGUUUAAAUUAGUUAUCAGCCAAGAAGUCUGCAGAAAAGUCUAGAUUUGUUUUAAAAACGAGAUGCUUUCCAUUAGUGUCUGUGUCCCAUAUAAACCUGCCACUGCUUCUUGAUUUUGCUCCAUAUAAAAGAUUUAGUUUCUGUUUUGCUUAUUGGAAUUGUAAGCUGGGCUACUUGAUUUGCCCUUAAUUCAUUUUUAGCGAGGUGAUCUAUACUCUACUGUCUCAUUACCUUGUAUGUUUACAUAAAAACUGCACAUUUAUUCUAUAUAAAGCAUCCAUGUAGUUGCAUUACUGCCAUAUUUCGGAGUCAGUCAGCUCCUACAUUGUCCCUAUUUCUAUAAUGAUCCCCAGUUGAUUAUGCAUUUCUUCAAACAUGUGCUCCCCUUCCACCUUAUAAUGCAUUUAAUAUGACGCGCUACAGAUUCUGUUCCCUGAUAGUGCUCAAAAGGACCAGUUGUUGGAUGCUUUCCUAUGACAGUGUGAAGUAGUGAACUGCAGUCUGUUGUGCCCUAUCUGUAAUCUUACUAAAAUGACCUCCUCUCACCGGUUUCCACCCCUCAACCUUACUCUGGUUCACUCAUGGUUUGUUUGUAUUUUUCCUUGCAUUGGUCUCAACCUCAGAUUUUGAUAAUCCCACUAGGAACCCACUAUAACGAGACUUCAAUGUCCUGUUCUAUUGUUCUUUUGUGAUAUGAUAACUUUAUACAGGACAUGGGAUAUGCCUGGUUUAAAUGAUACUACAGAGUGCAGACACAAUUACUGCAAAUAAGGACUUUUUUUUUUUUUUCACUUACAUUGCUUACUCCAAUCCAGGGUCAUAUAGCAAAUAGCAACUGAACUGUAUAAACAGAUAAUAAAUCAGAAGUGCAUUCCACUUUUUCAGUUUCAUGACUUGGUAUUGAUGAUGCUGUUUUGUCUUUUUUAUUUGUCUGUCUAUCUAGUUAUUUGUGUUCAGCAUACCAAUAAAAAGCACCGACCAAAUCUG